CAGAGUGUCAUAUUGUUUAUUCCUGUCAAGAUUAUGUUCAAAAUUAUGUUUGUAUUAUAAAAAACUGUUACAAAUUACAAUGAUCCUGACAAACGAAACGAAAUAAGGUGUAGAACUUUUAAAAAACGACAUGAACUCCAAUGUCACCAUCCUGAGUUACAACGAGAGUUUACUGAGAAAAUCUGACGUUGAUCUCUUGAAAGGUCCAUUUUGGUUAAACGACACAAUAAUUUCCUUUUAUUUUGAAUAUUUAGAGACUGAAUUAUUUAAAGAUGACAGGAAAUUAUUGUUUAUUUCCCCGGAAGUGACUCAAUGUAUAAAAAUAUCCCCACAGCCAGAGAUAAGUAUCUUUUUGGACCCUUUAAUUGAAAAGAAACAGGCAAAUUUUAUAUUUUUCGCCUUGAAUGAUAACGAACAAACUGAAUAUUCCGGGGGCUCCCAUUGGAGUUUGCUUGUAUACUCGAGACCUGAUCGAAACGUAUUUCAUUAUGAUUCUUCCAGAGGAAGCAACGAGAAUCAAGCAUUGGACCUUGCAGAAAAAGUUCUUAAGUAUUUUGGAUUAUCUAUACAAGCAAAAUUUGAAGAAGUGCCAUGCUUGCAACAAAAUAAUGGGUAUGACUGUGGCAUACAUGUAUUGUCCAAUACUGAACAGCUUGCUAGUUAUGCCGCACACUAUGGAAGAAUAAGAGGUUGUCCGAAAAUUACUUCUGACCAGCGAAAAGAAAAACUGUCCUGAGAUUUGUAUGUAGUAGAAGUGAUGGGGAAAAUACUUUUUGUUUUGGAUUUUAAAUUCAAUCUUAGCUUUAGUUUAAUAGAAUUUUCAUACAAACAUACAUACAUCACU
Molecule: messenger RNA, 844 nt
Organism: Cylas formicarius (sweet potato weevil)
Lineage: Eukaryota; Metazoa; Arthropoda; Insecta; Coleoptera; Brentidae
Product: sentrin-specific protease 8
Exons: 2
Coding region: 131-736 (201 amino acids)
Biological process (GO): proteolysis
Molecular function (GO): cysteine-type peptidase activity; deNEDDylase activity
Source: RefSeq, a predicted model, not a curated record